AUGUCUUUACACGAACAGUUACGGGUGUACAAGAUUGUGAGAUGCUUCAUUUCAUGCGGUUGUAAAGUAACAUUCCAGGUCUUGCUGUACCUGCCACUACGUUUCGUUUCACUCGAUUGGAACGUAACAGAGCAACUGUGCUGGUCACUCCUUGGUCCGGCUCUUGAGAAGCUGCAAGAUGGUGGUCAAUUGGCAUAUCUUCCGCGGCGGGCCAUUGAAUAG
Molecule: messenger RNA, 222 nt
Organism: Anisakis simplex (herring worm)
Lineage: Eukaryota; Metazoa; Nematoda; Chromadorea; Rhabditida; Anisakidae
Source: the annotation of a GenBank genome assembly